AUGUCCGCAUCCGCUUCUGCUGUCAUUUGCUCUGCCCUAGCUGGUCUAGGGUUCUCCUCCCCCGCUCUCGACGCUAUGUGCUCGCUGGCCGAGUACAAGCAGUACACCAGCGGCGAGGCACACAAGGUGUCCCGCCGGUGUGGCUCGAGGGGCGGGGAGGGGAGUGCGCUCCCUUCGCCGUCGGCGGAAGAAAUAGUCUAUCCUCGUGAAAAAGCUCGCGCCCCAAAAGCCUCCCAUCUUUUCAUGGAGGUCGGCGACGAGAACGAGGACGGCUACGAAGCCGGAUGCGAGAGCGACCCCGAUGCUCUCGCACGCACGCGACACCUCCGGAGCAAGCGCAGACACAGUUCCAGUCGCGCUCGCACGGAGACUGUCGCGUCCCCCGGCACGAAGGCGUACGAUGGUCUCGGCCUAGGCCUCCCUUCGGAAGUCCUUCCUCAGCCGCACAGAAGACCAGCGUACGACUUCGAGGAGGUCGACGAUAUCCCCAAAAGCUCCACCUUGGUUGUGGAGAGGGAUAUCUGCCGCCCUCGGGCUGGGCGGGCGUGGGACAGCUGGCCGCCUGUCGCGCCGUCCCCGUCACUGCUGCCCAGUCCCACCCUGGCGUUUGGUCCGUCGCGGACCUGCCUGUCUCCGGGUAGCCCUGCGUGGCCUCGGGUGUCGAUGGCGCCGUCGCCGUCGAUGCUGCCGAGUCCGCGCUUUGCGUUCAUGGGUACUCCGAGGCGGCCGGCGUGGCCUCCGGUAGCACCGUCGCCGUCGAUGCUACCGACGCCUGUAUUCUGAUGCUAUGGCUUGCCUGGAGCAUUAAUGCCAC
Messenger RNA from Fomitopsis serialis, 814 nucleotides. RefSeq lists its product as uncharacterized. The transcript is spliced from 2 exons. NCBI's taxonomy places the organism in Eukaryota, Fungi, Basidiomycota, Agaricomycetes, Polyporales, Fomitopsidaceae. The record is from RefSeq and is a predicted model, not a curated record. Bases 1 to 783 code for a protein of 260 amino acids.